AUGAAUGAUAUGAGAAUGUCACAAUCAACACUUAAAAAAAGAUAUCCACAAUAUUUUCAUCGAACAUGUAUGGCAUCACAACCUGUUUUUCGAUCAAAUUCAAAAGAUAGUAACGAUCCUCAUCAUCAUUCUCAUCAUUUUCAACAACAUUUAAAAAAAUCAUCAUCAAAAUUUCAUCGUUUUCUUAAUACAUUUCGUCGUUCAUCAUCAGCAAAUGUAUAUCGUUUAGAUAAAAAUCGUCGUAUUAAGCAUUAA
This is a messenger RNA of Didymodactylos carnosus, 255 nucleotides long. The record is from the annotation of a GenBank genome assembly. NCBI's taxonomy places the organism in Eukaryota, Metazoa, Rotifera, Eurotatoria, Philodinida, Philodinidae.